Messenger RNA from Clonostachys byssicola, 249 nucleotides. Lineage: Eukaryota; Fungi; Ascomycota; Sordariomycetes; Hypocreales; Bionectriaceae. The record is from the annotation of a GenBank genome assembly.
AUGGCCAAGUCAAAGAGCACCAGUAUUCCCGCGUCCGUGUUUUCUCAGCCCUCCAACCACGGGCAAAUGACUCUCAAGACCAAGACCAAGACCAAGAAGAGCAGUGAACACUCCCGCAAACACAAGCGCGUACAAUAUGAUGCGGCGCCACGCUCAGAUCCCAGUGAUCGUACCGACUACUAUAUCGACAAGGCAGGAUCAGCCAUCAAAGGUUUCGAACAGCAGUUUGGAAGCAGUGGCGGCAAAUAG